GAUCACAAGAUGCUGGCAGAUGAAUCACAAGAUGGCAGGUGGAUCACAAGAUGGUGGCAGAUGAAUCACAAGGUGGCAGGUGGAUCACAAGGUUCUGGCAGGUGGAUCACAAGAUGCUGGCAGGUGGAUCACAAGGUGCUGGCAGGUCUGGAAGUGCGAGAAGUGGGUCUCACGGCAGGACCGCACGGCCUGUGGAGGGCACAACUCGCGGCCCGAGACACUGAGGGCGGUGUGACUGUCUGGUGAGUAGUGUUUACACGCGGCGUGUCCGGUGCUCGUGGUCAGCAGGAAGGGAAGCCUCCCUGAAAAGGAAGCCAUUAACAUUUGCAGUGGUCGCGGAAGUUCCAAGUUCCGGUUUAAUUAUUUUAAUUGUUCACAUUGUUUGUGAGAGGGGAAUCUAUUCAGUUAGCGUUAGCUCUCACGAAAUGGCGUUGCGACUGGCACUACAUCGUCUUGUCUCCAAUUAUGCAAACCCUCUCGUGUCAACAGAGGUCACAGCCUGGAUACCGAGGUCAAAGUGCUUACCGACGUAGUCAAUGCCGUAGUUACAGACAGCGAGGUGCACUUUAAAUAGGUUCAUGGUUUCUCUAUUAAUAUCAUAAGUCGCUGUGACGGCCGCCACUAAUCCCUGCGCCAAGGAGCCCGCGGAAGUGUCGGCGCUAAUCGCCUGUCGCCAUACUUCACCAGACGCUCUUCCUGCAGGCCGGGGCUAGCGUGGACGUCCCAGAGGCUUAGUCUCCCCGUGACGUCACGAGGGGAAGUGUGGCGCCCACAGACAAGCGCAUUAGCAGGUUGUGUUGUUUACAUUAAGAAACCUUUGUGCCCCGCGGUAACGACAGUCGUCGCCAGGGUAUGUGCAGCUGCUCGUCAGCUGACGACUCAGUGAUGCACCAGCUGGGUGUGCAGUGGUCUACCAGCUGACUACAGUAGUCUACCAGCUGACUACAGUAGUCUACCAGCUGACUACAGCAGUCUACCAGCUGACUCUACAGUAGUCUGCCAGCUGAAGGCACAAUAAUCUCACUGUGUGUAGGCUGGCUUCCAUUUCUUGCCUCCUUACCGUCCUUGACAGCUGAAGUUGUCCACCGUCUGGCAUCAGUGAUCUUGUGACGUGGAACCCUGACCUCAGACAGCGUGCCGUCACCUGAUCUGUGUUUGAGCAUCCAUCAUUCUGUCCUUACCGACUUUGACAGCUGACAGCUGUCUACCUCGUGCAUCUGCACCAGAGACCAACGGCGUGGACUGGCGAUAACAUUCACAUGUUGAGUUUCUUCUGUCCAACAAAGUUGUCAACAAUUAAUGUGCAGAGACUAACUAAUCCACUGUUUCGUGAGUGACACCACCUGGAAGUCCAUUCACUGGGCGACAGUGUAUCAGUCAGUCAGAGGCGGGAGUCUGUCCGCUGUGCGGUGUAGCUGUGAUGACAUGUGGCGACUAAAGUCACAUGUUGACUGCAUGUCCAUACACAAGUGUUUGUCUUGUUGUCGUGUUGUUGUUCUGUGCUUCUUGCUCGUCAUCUCCGAGGUCAGAGGUCUACUGGCUGACCCGGAAGACAGGGAAGAGAAUAUACGGAGACAGAAAAGCACUUCUCGACUUCCUACAUAGAUGUGUGUGAGUGUUGGAGAUACAGAGGGCGAGUGACAUGCCUGACAUGACUGUCAUCACCAGGCCUUUAACCUUUCAUGUCACUACUUUGUGAGGGUCACCCGCUCUGCCUGGUGUACACAGGACAAACUGAUCUGAAGCUGUGUUCACUGUUCACACUGAAAUGGGAGAUAUACGGUGGCACUCCCUUUUCCGCCCCCACCAUCCAGAUGACCGAGUAGAUGACCAUGUAGAUGACCCUGUGUAUUGCUCAGCAUCACCGUCUGCUUAUGUCAGGGUCACUGUCAGUCGAUUGAUCGUCGUUCCUCGAGGUCAUCACCCGACAGUAGACGAUGGAGACGCUCGACAACUGGGAUGACGAGUUCGUCAUCAUUUCUGAAGGUGAUGUCAUGGGAGAUACACCACAUUAUCGGGUGACGGAUGUUGCUGAGUUGUUGCAGUCGCGCUUUGUUAUUCUUACUGGUGGGAAAGCUCUAAAUGGAGCACCCAUAGUUACCUUCCCUGAUAGACAAGGUGCGCCGGAUGUAUCUGAUGAAGACUACAAAAAAGUUGUCACGUACCUUUGUAAUCUAGUUCCGUUGCACGAAGCUGAGUCUGGAUUCAUUCUUAUCAUUGACCGCAGACAAGAUGGCUGGGGUGCUGUACGUUCAAUCUUGCUCAAGAUUUCGACAUUCUUCCCAGUUCACAUUCAGGUGGUGUUUCUUCUGCAGCCUCGUGGAUUUUUUCAACGGGCUUUUGCAGACUUGCGUUCAAAGUUUGUAAAGGAGGAGCUGGAGUUUAAGGUUGUCUUAUGUGAUGCUCCUAGUGAAAUGGGGAACUACAUUGACCCGUUGCAGCUGACAACAGACCUGGGAGGCGAACUGGAAUUUGACACACUUGAGUGGACAGAGCAUCGCUCGGCCGUGGAGAAAUUUGCACAGAAUGCUGACAACAUGUCCACAAGCUUCAACAAAGCAGUGAAGCGUUUUCAGGAGCUUGAGCUGCCCAAUGCUGUGCAUGAGGUGGAGGCCAUGGUGCGCUGCUGCCUGGCUGAGCGCAAGGAACUGAUGGAUGAUUUCAACAGCUUCACCACACAUGGCAACACGCUGCUCGGCUGUAUCAAGGGAGACAAUGCCACGACUCCACUGGUCAAAUUGUGUCAUGUUGUGGAGCUGGAGAGGCUGUUGGUGCAACUGGAUGAGACAAAGGGCAAUUUUGAAGAAUUCUGGACGUCACAUGAGCGCAGAAUGAGACAGGCUCUCCAUUUACGGAAGUUUGAAGAUGAUUUUAAACUGGUGCAGUUUGGUCUGGGUGUCCGCAUAGAAACUUUAGAGGAGCAAAUGACAGAGAUGGGAUCCUCUGUGGCUCAAGUGGAAUCACUGGCAAAAGAGUUUGAAAAAAUAGAAGAAGAGUCACAGAAGGACCUGGAGCAAGGGGACAGAAUGCGUUUACGCUGUGACCAGCUGAUGAUGGAGGACCAGUAUGCUGUGGACAGCAUGCGGCCAAAAUGUGUUGAGCUGCAGCGCAUGUGUGAGCAGUACAAAGAACUCCUGCGUCGCCGCAGGCAGAUGCUGACACGUUCACAUGAUCUACAUGACCGGCUAGAACGAGCAAACCGCUGGUGUAGCAGUGGUGUAGAUCUUCUGGCUGGCCAGCCCCUUGAGCGCUGUCAGACAUCUCAAGGAGCUGAGAUAGCUGUGCAAGAGAUUGAUGCUUUCCUAAAGACCUUACAGGAUCUCAAGCUAAGCAAUCCACGCGAGUUUCGUCAGCUCUUUGAGGAUCUCAUGACGCAAGAGACAAGAGGAACUGUGCAGCAGGUGCUGAAGCGAAUGGAGGAUGUUCAGAGUAUGUGUGAAAAAAGAAAAGAAAGCUUGCGCAAGAUGUUUGACAGCCGCUCACGCCCAGUCCAGCUUGUCAACCCAGCUCUGGUGGUCCCACCCCACAGCCCCUCACACCUAGAUGAAACAGAUGGAUUUCUGGAUCUGAAACGCAAGACGUCAGAUGAUGCAUCCAGAAAAAGCCACAGCUUUUUAGAGAAGUCUGCAAGGCUGCGGCCAGACAUUCGACACUCGCUACCAGCAAUUGUCCAUGACAACAUCAGCACCUCUGCUGGAAGCAGCAUUGCAGCAUCCGACAGUUCCACAUCCGACAUCCACAUGGGGUCAGAGGGCACACAGCGCACAUCUCUCUCUUCUCUUUCUUCAUUCCCUGAGUCCGAUUCCCUGCAGGCCAAGAGCAGACAUGUGAUGAAUGAGCUGAUUGAUACAGAAAAAGUUUAUGUGGCUGAGCUGCAAGAAAUUUUGGAGGGAUACUAUAAUGAAAUGGACAACCGUGCGUCACAGCACCUCAUCCCAGAUGAGUUGGCUGGUCAGAAAAACAUCCUGUUUGGAAACUUGGUUCAGAUCUAUAAAUUCCACAAAGAUCAGUUUCUUCAAGAGUUGCAAGACUGUCGUGAUAUGCCAGCUAAAGUGGGCAAAUGUUUUGUUAAUAGGAAAGAAGAGUUCCAAAUGUACAGUAUUUACUGCCAGAACAAACCCAGAUCUGAGGCUCUGCGCAUGCGGGUUGGAGAUUCAAACCCAUUCUUCAAAGAGUGCCAGCAGCGGCUGGGUCACAAGCUGCCACUAGGUGCCUACUUGCUCAAGCCAGUCCAGCGUAUCACAAAGUACCAGCUACUUCUCAAGGAGAUGCUGCGUUUCACUGAUGAUGAUCGAGAGCUGAGAACACAGCUUCAAGAGGCCCUAGACACCAUGCUGUCUGUCCUGCGGUACCUUAAUGCCAGCAUGCACCAGGUGCACAUCAUUGGCUUCAAUGAGAAUCUUCCAGAUCAAGGAAAGCUUCUUAUGCAUGGAAGCUUCAGUGUGUGGAUGGAACAUAAGCAUGACCGUAUCCGUGAUCUGAGGUUCAAGGCCAUGCAGCGUCACCUUUUCCUGUAUGAACGGUCACUUCUGCUGUGCAAGAAGAAGGAAGAAAAUAAUGAGGAGCCUGUUUACACCUUCAAAAACAAAUUAAAGCUAUCCCAGGUGGGACUCACAGAGAAACUCAAGGGAGACAAGCGCAAGUUUGAGCUGUGGUCAAAGGGACGAGAGGAAGUGGUUAUCAUCCAGGCACCUACUAUGGAAGUCAAGGAAGUGUGGGUCAAAGAAAUCAAGCGAGUCCUCAUGAAUCAGUUUGAUCAGAUCAAAAGUCACCGCAAAACAUUCAUGCCAUUGUCUUAUGAUGGGUCAUCCUCCACUUCUCAGCUUUCCAGUGAUUCCUCAGAAUAUAGUUUGGACAACUGGCAGCCUCCUAUUCCAGCCAUAAACAACAAUAACAACAAUGUGUCAACGUUACCUGUUGGGCUGGAAAUGAUAUCUCCAGUCACUUCCCCUUGUAAUCCUAUGCCCUGUCACCCCUUACCACUUGCACAGGACAGCGGGGACACACCAGAAGAUGAGGAGGGAUGGUCAUCCGGGGAGUUUUCUAAUGAAGAAGAAAAUCCAGCUGAGAACUACAUUCCAAAUUACGAACCAUCAUAUCGGCAACAGUUUGUGUCACUGGGUGAUUAUGUGGCCGUAGAUGGGACAGAACUCUCGCUCAAGGAAGGUGAAGUGUUGGAGAUACUUCGAGUAGGAAAUAACGGUUGGUGGUAUGCCCAUUCACUGACCACAGAAACUGAGGGAUGGGUGCCGUCCACAUACUUGGAUCCAGUACCUACACAGCACCUGUCAACACAUUCUAGCUCAGGAAUGAUUUGUAACAAGUGAUUCCCUGAGCACACCUGGGAAACGAGAGAUGUCUCUGUCCCGUUCUAGCCUCAGCAGUCCAUUCGGGAUGGCAAGCCCUGUGUCUGAGACCACAGUCUAAUGCCAGACUUGCACAAGACUUGCAGUGUAGUGCCAACCUUUGAAUAAGACAUGCUUCUGUAGACACUGGGUGCCAUGACUGAAAGCGUUAUCAUGUUAACCUGCUUGCUUGGACAAGAUAUGUUGGUGAUUCCCAUCUUGAAGCCUUCUCAUUACAUCCAAAUAGUACUACCACAGGAAGAUUCACUUCAAACACUUGAGUUCAGAGAACUGUAGCAGAUGUGUAGUUUAUUUUGUUGUUUUGAAAGCAAAGCAUCCAUCAGAAGCCAUUAGUCUGUGCCUGUUGUUCCUUUUAUUGGUGAUGUUUACCAAGACUGGAGGUCAAGCAAAGAGACAUGUUUUCUGUUAUUGGGGAAACUGAUGACAGAUUUGCUGAUGAUUUUAUUUCUUUCUUUUGUUUUAUAAACAAAUUCCAGAAGACUGGAAAGAAGGACAAAGAGCAUCAGUAACUUUUACCAGAUUCACUGCCUCGGGAACUUGGAAGUAGUGCUUAUCAAGUGACUCAUCAGAUGUAAAUGUAGAAGUACAUCAUCAUAAUCUAUUUAACAGAGAUGGUGUUCAGGAGGGCCAGGGUCAUACAUAUGGAGAGAUACGUGCAGAGGUGUCAGGUGGAUUAUGUGACCUUAUGUUUUUAUAUAUAUAUAUAGUGUUAUUUAAAGAACACACCAAGCAAGUGUGUGUGUGGUAGAGAAAGCCGUAUGCAUGUGUUCAUAAUAUUUGAUGAUGUAUUUGAAGAAGUUUGUGUUUAUUAUACUUGAACUCGUCUGCAUGUGCCUGCAAAACUACAUAGGAAAAUCAGUCUUCUGCCUAAGGCAGGGGUGGGCAAUUAAUUUUCCCAAGGGGCCGCAUGAGAAAUUGGGAUGGUUUUAGAGGGCCGGACUAAUAUAGUUAACUCAGUUUUACCCAAUACUGUGUAUAUAGUAUAUAUACUGGCGGGCGGGCCAGCGGGCGGGCCGGUCAGAGACAGGAGGCGGGCCGGCCUUUGCCCAGGUCUGGCCUAAGGGUAUCAGUAGUAAUCUGUAUUUCACAAAAUUUCAUUUUUAAAAGAGAAAUUUUCCAUCCUUGGAUCAGUCUAAUUCAGAGGCCUGAUAAACUCAAGUAUGUUUUAGUGGGAAUGUAAUGGCUGAUGAAUUAGGCCUACUGCUGAUAAUGUUCCCCUAUUGUAAUAGCACUCUUACUUCCACACCCAUUUCUUCCCAUGUAUAACACUUUGUUAGUGUUCUUUGCUGUUGUUAGUAUUCUAUAUGGUCAAAUUCCAGAGAAGCUGAGGGUGUUGUCUGAAAUUGUGAUGUCUAGAAUCUCAUCAGUAUGCAAACCCUUUACUUAACAAUGGUGGCCAUUAUUUGCUUUAGCAGAUUUACUUUUAAGACAGCAAUUAGGAUGUGGAUUAUCCAAGAGUUGCAUCCUUCUUUUCAAAGACUGUACCUGGGUCAGAGUUAGGAUUAGACUACUUACCUGUGUGCUUCAUUCAGUGAAGGCCUAACAGAUUUCUUCUUGUUUGUAUAAAGCAGUUUCCAAGUAGUUAAGAGGUGGUUUUCCAAGAGACAUGUACACUGAACUCUGAAGCACUAGGGAAUGCUGCAAGUAAAAGAAGGCAAACUGUUGCUGAAUACUUAUGUUAGCAUAGACCACCCUGCAGGUCAGACCUAAUGUGAUGUAGAUGUUAACUGCAAAAUGUUUAUCACAGAUUUUUGUUAUUUUGCUGGAUGACAAAGCAGAUCCAGAUGUUUGCCGGUGACAAGUUUACAUAAACCAUGUUUUAGUGUC
Molecule: messenger RNA, 7193 nt
Organism: Pomacea canaliculata
Lineage: Eukaryota; Metazoa; Mollusca; Gastropoda; Architaenioglossa; Ampullariidae
Product: guanine nucleotide exchange factor DBS-like
Exons: 25
Coding region: 1938-5327 (1129 amino acids)
Biological process (GO): intracellular signal transduction
Cellular component (GO): cytoplasm
Molecular function (GO): protein binding; guanyl-nucleotide exchange factor activity
Source: RefSeq, a predicted model, not a curated record